AUGGAAGCCCAACAAAGCAACCAAAGCUUCAAGCUUGAAAAUCUGUUCAAUGUCAAAAAUAAAGUGGCCCUAAUAACAGGCGGCGGCUCAGGCAUAGGCCUAAUGGCAACCCAAGCCCUAGCCGUAAACGGCGCAAAAGUCUACAUAACAGGUCGAACAGAAGAAAAGCUCGACAGAGUAGCAGAGCUGUACAGCAAAGACAUCCCGGGCGAAAUCAUCCCCCUCACAGCCGACAUCACCAAAAAGACCGAGAUCGACAACUUAGCCAAAGAGAUCUCGUCCCGUGAAGGCCACCUUUCAAUCUUGAUUAAUAAUGCCGGCAUCGCCAACGAAUCCCAAGAAACGGAACACGAAGACGCGGGCAAACUCCGCGAAUCGCUAUUCGAAGAUUCAAACGCGACAUUCGCUCAAUGGGACGAUGUCUUCCGAACGAAUGUCUCCCAGCUCUUCUUUAUGACAACCGCCUUUCUCCCGCUUCUUCAGAAAGGAUCUGAAGCAGAGAUCAACCAUGGAUGGUCGAGUACAGUGAUAAACACGACAUCCAUUUCGGGUAUCGUGAAGGUAUCACAGCACCACUUCGCAUACAACGCAUCCAAAGCAGCGGCCAUUCAUCUGACGAAAAUGCUGGCGCAUGAGGUUUCCAGUUCGAAUUUGAAGAUCCGUGUUAAUCAUAUUGCGCCGGGUGUUUUCCCCAGUGAGAUGACUGCUGGGGCGAGUGAUGAGAAGCAGAAGAAUUUCAUUCCUGCUGAGAAGUAUGAGAAGAAGGUUCCUGCAUCUAGGCCUGGCAGGGAUGAGGAUAUGGCUAGUGCUGUGCUGUUCGCGACUACGAAUCAGUAUUUGAAUGGACAGAGUGUUGUUGUUGAUGGGGGGUAUGUUCUUGCUGCUGGGUCUUUGUGA
Penicillium antarcticum is the source of this 897-nucleotide messenger RNA. RefSeq names its product SDR family NAD(P)-dependent oxidoreductase. The transcript has 2 exons. The record is from RefSeq and is a predicted model, not a curated record. NCBI's taxonomy places the organism in Eukaryota, Fungi, Ascomycota, Eurotiomycetes, Eurotiales, Aspergillaceae. Gene Ontology annotation, molecular function: oxidoreductase activity. Bases 1 to 897 code for a protein of 298 amino acids.